Molecule: messenger RNA, 1656 nt
Organism: Penicillium argentinense
Lineage: Eukaryota; Fungi; Ascomycota; Eurotiomycetes; Eurotiales; Aspergillaceae
Product: carboxylesterase/lipase family protein
Exons: 1
Coding region: 1-1656 (551 amino acids)
Source: RefSeq, a predicted model, not a curated record
AUGGCCUCCUUCAUCACCAAGGGCAUUGCUUCGCUGGUCCUGGGCGCUGCUGUCGCUCAAGCCCAGCUAUGGGACCAAGUCAUUGAGACCUCAUACGGUCCAGUUCAGGGUUUCCAGUACUUUAACCAGUCGACCCUCGAGAGACACUUCGAUAUCUCUGAAUCCAAUGUGACGGCAUUCUUGGGUGUUCCCUUCGCUGCCGACACUGGUUACCAAAACCGGUGGAAGGCACCUCAGCCUCGCGAGCGCUGGAACAAGACUCUUCAGGCCACCGACUUUGGCCCUGCCUGCCCCAGCAAGGAUGCCUCUGACAUCAGUGAAGAUUGUCUUAAUCUCAAUAUUUGGACCAACGCUGGCUCCAAGGAUGCGAAGCUGCCCGUGAUGGUGUGGAACCAGGGUUCUGAUGAGACCAGCGAUAAUACCUGGUGGUACGGUGGAGGCAUGGCCCUGAAGGAUGUUAUUCUCAUUACCUUCAACCGCCGUGACGAUGCAUUCGGUUUCCUCGCCCACCCAGAGCUCAAUGCCGAGGGAUAUGAGGCUACUGGUCACCACACCUCCGGUAAUUACGGUGUUCUGGAUCAACUAGAGGUUCUCAAAUGGGUGCAGAUGAACAUUGCCCGCUUCGGUGGUGACCCGGACCGCGUCACUGUUGCUGGACAGUCGUUUGGCUCUUCUCAGGUCUACCAUGCCGUCAACAGUCCUCUUUUCAAGGGCUACUUCCACGGCGGUAUCUCCGAGUCUGGCAUCAGAUAUCCCUACGAUACCCUUCUAGCCGGCCUUGCAACCUCUUACGUCAACAUGUCCACCGCUAUCGAGCACGGCGUGAACUACACCAACUUCCACAACGUCUCCAGCAUCGCCGAACUGCGCACCUUGUCCAUGGAUGAUCUGCUCAUCGGCUCCCAGGACCGUGUUGGCAACGAGUCGAUCUGGUGGGUGACCGCUCUCUCCGCGCAAUACCCAUUGAUCUUCAAGCCCGUUCUGGACGGUUACGUGCUGCCUGAGAAAUAUAUCGAGACCUUGAUGAACGGACCAGCCAACGAUGUUCCCGUUAUCACUGGUAACACCAAGGAUGAGUCUGGUGCCUCACCGUCAACUGACUAUACCGUCGCCGAGUACGAGUACUACUGCACGCUCAAGUAUGGCAAUCUCUCCAGCCGAUACUUCCAGCAGUACCCAGCCCACAACAACCAAACCAUCGCCAACCAGGCUUGGAAUGCCGCCGCUCGUGAUACCUCGCUGAUCGGUUCCUGGGCAUACGCUACCGAUUGGUACAAGGCUGCAUCUGCCGAUUUCUACACUUACUAUUGGACCCACGCUCCUCCGGGCCAGAGCAUGGGUGCGUUCCAUCAGUCGGAGAUCAUGUACGCACUCAACGCUCUGUACGCCAAUGCUGGCGACUACCCCUUCACUUCCGUAGACUAUGAAAUCCAGAAGAAGAUGUCGGCGUACUGGGCCAACUUUGCCAAGACGCUGAAUCCCAACCAUGGUGGUUCCUAUACCGGCAAGGGCUCGCUGCCUCACUGGAGCCCCAACAGUGCCAAAGGUACGCAGAAGGUUAUGGAGCUUGGAAACUCCUUCGGAAAUGUUCCCAUUGCGAAGCCGGAGCAGGUGAAGCUUAUCAUGGAUUACUUCCAUCAGCAGACUCCUUAUUAA